Messenger RNA from Ictalurus punctatus (channel catfish), 5577 nucleotides. RefSeq names its product kinesin-like protein KIF2A. Gene Ontology annotation, molecular function: ATP binding; microtubule motor activity; microtubule binding. The coding region runs from base 135 to 2255 and encodes 706 amino acids. The transcript is spliced from 20 exons. NCBI's taxonomy places the organism in Eukaryota, Metazoa, Chordata, Actinopteri, Siluriformes, Ictaluridae. Gene Ontology annotation, biological process: microtubule-based movement. The record is from RefSeq and is a predicted model, not a curated record.
GCACUUUGCCUCUUUUAUUCCUGCUACUGGCCGCCUUCCCGCGUUUGAGCAACACGGAACAAAUGUGAAAAUUUCAAACAAAACCACCGGUUUAUUACUCGCGCUCUCUAGCUCGUCCCCGUCUCUGAGAAGCCAUGGCGGUAAACUUCGGUAAAAUUGUCGUGGGGAUAUACGUGGAGAUAAAACGGAGUGACGGGCGAAUACAUGAAGCCAUGGUAACGUCUUUAAACGAAGACAACGAAAGUGUUACUGUGGAGUGGAUAGAAAAUGGAGACACGAAAGGAAAAGAGAUUGAUCUAGAGUGUAUAUUUUCACUAAACCCAGAUGUUGCUCCAGAGGAGGAGAUUUCUCUGAGCCCUGUAACACCACCUCCUCCCACACCUACCUCUAUGAAGGUCAACAAGAUCCCCAAGAAUCGAAGGACUAUCGCUCCUGGAAGGGCUGAGAUCCCAUCCAGAGACAAUAAAGUCGGAUCAACUCGGGCGCGUCCUGGCCAGCAGCAGCCGGAGUCAGCCAUCCCUCCACCUGCUCAGCAACCAGCUCAACCUACACAGUCCCAAACACAGCAGAGCCAACAACAGCUGCAAAAUGCGAGGAGGAAGUCCAACUGUGUGAAAGAGGUAGAGAAAAUGCAGGAGAAGAGAGAGAGGCGGCGACUGCAGCAGCAAGAGCUAAGGGAGAAGAGAGCGCAGGAGGUGGACACGACAGUCCCCAACUAUGAAAUAAUGCAGAUGAUCAGAGAUUUUAGGGCAAGCCUGGAUUACAGACCACUAACCACAGCAGAUUUGAUUGAAGAGCACCGAAUAUGUGUUUGUGUGAGGAAGCGCCCUCUUAACAAAAAAGAACUCACUGCAAAGGAGCUGGAUGUGCUCACCAUCCCCAGUAAAGAUGUCGUCUUGGUCCAUGAGCCUAAGCAGAAAGUGGACCUCACCCGAUACCUAGAGAAUCAAACCUUUCGCUUUGAUUAUGCCUUUGACGACAGUACAUCAAAUGAAAUGGUUUACAGGUUUACAGCAAGACCUUUAGUGGAAACGAUCUUUGACAGAGGAAUGGCUACAUGCUUUGCGUACGGCCAAACCGGAAGUGGGAAAACGCACACCAUGGGUGGAGAUUUUUCUGGAAAGAACCAGGAUUGCUCAAAAGGAAUCUAUGCAUUAGCUGCUCGUGAUGUUUUCCUUAUGCUUAAGAAACCCAACUACAAGAAGUUGGAUCUUCAAGUCUACGCAACCUUCUUUGAAAUUUACAGUGGAAAGGUGUUUGACUUGCUGAACCGUAAAACAAAGCUGCGUGUACUGGAGGAUGGGAAACAGCAGGUGCAAGUGGUUGGGCUGCAGGAGAAAGAGGUCAGAUGCACUGAAGAUGUCCUCAAGCUCAUUGAGGUCGGAAACAGCUGCAGAACUUCAGGACAGACUUCUGCCAACGCUCACUCAUCCCGAAGCCACGCUGUCUUCCAGAUUAUUCUGCGCAGGAAGGGGAAGAUGCACGGCAAGUUUUCAUUGAUUGACCUGGCAGGGAACGAGCGUGGCGCUGAUACAUCCAGUGCUGACCGCCAGACACGGCUGGAGGGAGCAGAGAUCAACAAGAGCCUACUUGCACUGAAGGAGUGUAUUAGAGCCCUGGGGCGGAACAAACCACACACGCCGUUCAGAGCCAGCAAACUUACGCAAGUGCUCAGAGACUCGUUCAUCGGCGAGAACUCAAGGACGUGCAUGAUUGCCACCAUUUCUCCUGGAAUGGCUUCCUGUGAAAACACUCUGAACACACUACGAUAUGCCAACAGAGUGAAGGAGCUGACCGUGGACCCGAACACCAUGGCUGAAGGAGUGCGACCCAACAUCAACGCCAUCACCGAGCUGGACAUCAUGGAGGAAGAGUGGGAACUGAGUAGCUCCCCUCAGAGAGAUGACCUCAAGCUGCUCUGUGAACAGAAUGAAGAGGAAGUGUCUCCUCAGCUCUUCACCUUCCAUGAGGUGGUGUCCCAGCUGGUGGAGAUGGAGGAGCAGGUACUAGAGGACCACCGAGCAGUGUUUCAGGAGUCAAUUAGAUGGCUGGAGGAUGAGAAGGUUCUGCUGGAGAUGACUGAGGAGGUGGAUUAUGAUGUAGACUCCUACUCUUCCCAGCUUGAGCACAUACUGGACCAGAAGAUCGACGUCCUGAUUGAGCUCAGAGAUAAAGUGAGGUCGUUCCGCUCAGCCCUGCAGGAGGAGGAACAAGCCAGUAAGCAGAUCAAUCCCAAGAGGCCUCGGGCUUUGUAGACUGGGACUAAGGGCACAAGCAUGAUGGCUAGACAUUUGACAUCAGUUUCAGCAAAUACCAAAUAACCGUAAUGUGCAUCCGUACUAGUCGACCUGCUAGUGUCCGGCAGAGUUACUCCGAAUUUGAAUGUCUCUUUCUCUGGCUCACGUGUGAAAUAUUCAAAACAUUAGACCAUUGCUUUAAGUGGACUGCUGAUCUUCCAGUCAGGUCAGGCAGAAGAAUUGGCAAUCACGCCCAUCUACUAAUGAAACAUCGCACACAAAAUUACACUGAAUUACAUUUUGAAGAUCAGCAUGUGCCUUAAGACAACUGUACAAGCACAGCCAUUCAGAUAAGCAAGUGGAAUUUGUAUUCUGGUUGAAAAAUUGGAGUGAAACUCUGCGGUAGAUUUGGGAAAUAGAUUUAUUUUCUUUGUAUUUUAUUUUUAUUUAUUUACUUUGUUUGUAAGUUUAGGUAAAUGGCUGUUAACUACACUGUCCAUUUUUUAAAGGGUCUUUAACACCUUCUUCUUUGUUUGAAGCAUGUGCUUUUAGUAACCUGUUCCCCAUUCUCCAUUCCCAGCAUGGCAGACCAGGCCCAUCUGCACUUUAUAUAGCCCUGUUUCUCUAGGGGUCUAAUGUUGGACCUCGUUGUAUUAAUCGAUCGUUUCCUUUCGGAAGGGUUAAUUAUGUCUUUCAGUGUUUGUUUCAGUCACACUGUUCAACUUUCAAUUGUCUGAAUGAAUGAUCUCAAGGAGGUUGCUGCUGCUCUGGGGUGUGAGUAGAGCUGGAUUUGGUCAAUAAUACUGAAUUUGGGGUGUGAGUAGAGCUAUAUUUGGUCAAUAAUACUGAAUGUUGUUGUUUCUUGGUUUUACUAGGACAUUGUCCUCUUAGACAUUUUUUUUUACUCUGUGCUGUUGCUCUUUUUGAUCUGCUGCACCAUGCUUCACUGUCUUAUCUGGUGUCUGGAAAACAUGUUGCUCAAAACACUUCACCUGUUUUCUGUUUUCAGGAAAAAAAAAAAAGAAAAAAGAUGCUAUAAACAGACAUAUGGAACAAGACCCCCUGUCACUACAGCUGAACUUUUUUUGUGCUUUCUUUUGGUCUGUGUAGAGCCUCAGGAAAGUGACAGAUCACCCAACCUCACUCGAGCCAUGCACUAGGGAGACGACUUUAGAACCAGCUAGUCAGACCGACAAAAAACCCCCCCAAAAAAACAUAUAUAGCUACACUAUUAAUAAAGUCGCUUUUGUGUAUGUUGUAUUUUUUAGAAAAGCAGGAGUACUCUGACCUGAUGAGUUUGCUUCAUUGAAAACAAGACUGUUAUAUGUGGUAUGGGAAAUUUUAACAAAAAUAAACACAAAUCUUAUUCUUUGAUGCAGCUUAUGCAAGCAAACAGGACAGGAACAUUAGCCAGUAUUUUCAGUUGUACCUAUGGUACACAUCAUGCAUUGGUACCAGUACUUAUUAGUACAGGUAUUGAGAAUUUGAUGGUACUGACAACUCUAUGAAAGCACUAAAACAAGAUUUUCUUGGGAUGUUCCUAUAUAAAGCAUUAUAUCAAUCUGUCAGACGUGUAUGUAGGGUUUGUUUCCAGAAGUCGCUUAAUCACAGGAACCACAACACCAUAGUCCUGUUAUAGCCUGCUAAAAGAAAUGUAUUCCAACAGGUGCAAUGGUUCCUUAUGCCAAUUUUCCUCUUUUAUGGAGGUAACAGAAGAGAAGUAUAACCACCUCACCGUCUCCUUUAGAUCAAUAAAAUCAGUUACAUUUGUAACUGCAUCAGCUUUUCUUCCACUCCUCCACUGGUUACUGAUACAGCCUGAGACUUCCCAGCUUCUCUCUUAACAUUUCAUGUUUUCAUUUCAGUUCUUUUCAAAUUGGAGGUGAGAAAGUUUAGGCGCCAACGUAAUUUCAAUUCAGGCAGCAACACUGCGAUAACAAAAGUCAUUCUUGAUGCGUCUUGAUGAAUCUCGGUUCUAUACACCGAGGCUUCUAUGUUGAACAGGAAGAGCAGACUGUUGCCAUGAAAUUUCCUUUGUUGUAUUCCCAAAAUCAUUUCUUGGUGUGAUGGACUUCAGACAUGGCAUGCCUCCUGUCCAGAUUUUUUAUUAUUAUUAUUUAAAAAAAUUUUUUUUUUGUCAUUCAUAAAAUCCAAAUUUCAAGUGGAAGGCAUGGAUCAGAGUUUGUUCAUCUUCAUGUUUGUUAGCUAGUUUCUAACGUGCUUGGUUCACAGAGAAUGGCAACAAUGUUGUAGCUUUUCAUUAAACAUAUAAUAAAUCUGUGAUCUGUGCAUGGAUGCAGAACCAUUUGAAAAGAGAAUCAAGAUAUUUUCACCCCUAUUUAAAAUUGAAUUCACUGUUUAUAUACGAAGUUCUCAAACUGGCUUAAAACACAAUUUUGUCGAAAAAGUUUGGUUUAUUAUUGUACAUUUUAGGAUAAUGUAACACCUUGAGAUUAACAUGGAACUGAAGGCACACUAUAAAUAAAAUGUGUGAUCAUCAAUAUCACUAAACAAUCCAGCCUGUGAUGGCGCUUCAGGAAAAGUGGAUCCCAGCUGAAUUGAAUGCAUGAAGUAGUCUGAGGCGACAAAGAAACAAGAAGCAACAUUAAUUUAAAUUAAAAUUGUAAUUAUUUUAGCUACAUCAAGAAUAACUGCAGUGAAAAAUGUAUUUGCAAAGUAUAUUCACUUACACCAUGAAGUCGUCUAUGUCCAUUGAUCGUGCCCGUUUUUCACUAAACUCAGCUUCCUGUAGAACGCUCUCAAGUUUCUGGGUAAUGCUGAAGUCCUGUGGUACUUCCUAUUAAUAUACGAUUAGAAUGGCCCACAAUCAAAUGUCUGACCCCAAAUGUGCCAAAAUAUAUUAACAGCACCACAGAGAACCUACGAGCAAUUUUAGAUAAUCUAGCAUAAAGAAUUUUCUGAUGAAUAGUGGGAGUAACUGUUUACUUACUAUACUGUGCAUGGAGCAAUGAAUUCUGUAGUUCUUCUCCAAAAGCUGCUCAACAGCAGCAGACCUGGGGGAGAACAAUACAAGAUAGAACUGAAAAUGUUUGCUUUUAGGUACAACUGAGAUGUCAAGUCGUUAAACUGAAAUAAAUACUUACUUGAAGGCUGCGCUCAGAGUUUUGUUCUUUCUUACAAAUGCAAUUCUGACAAGACCAUCCCAUUCCUAUAGGUAAAAAAGAAAACAUUUUAAUAAAUAAUACAUAUAACCUAAAGUGCAUAUUCAAUGUUAAGUAAACUGCACUGACACAAACAGAGGUGUUCUGCAAGUGAAAUAGAAGUGAUUGCGUGAAGUACUGAAUGUUCAGAGGUGAAAAAUUUUACAUCUAUCAUUUUU